Molecule: messenger RNA, 2221 nt
Organism: Thlaspi arvense
Lineage: Eukaryota; Viridiplantae; Streptophyta; Magnoliopsida; Brassicales; Brassicaceae
Source: the annotation of a GenBank genome assembly
AUUUAUAUCUGUUUUAUGUGCUAAAUACAGUUAGACUAGUCUGUGUAUCUUUGAAUGUGACGUUUUCUCUAUAUAUUUGGAUCUUUAUGUUAUGUAGUUCCAAGUUUAUGUACUAAACAAGAGAAACGAUGAAUCAUCCGAGAUCGGUUAGUCCUUCGGUUUCUCCAGCAAACCCAGAUCCAUUAGACAAUCAACGUCAAUCGAGUUUUGGAGAAUUCUCGAGAUUGGAGAAACGAAUGGGAGCCAAGAAGAUGACGUUUCACUCCAAGUCUAUGCCCAGAGGUUCCAUGUUUCUUGACCAAGAAGCUUCUAGAUACUCCCACGACAAGAGGUUUGACCUAUUCAGGACCAUGUCAGGGAAGCUCGAACGUCAGAUAUCCAAUUUACGAGGAAAACCCGUCGAGAGUUCGUUGCAGGAUAAAGAGAUCACUGAAUCUUUAACCGCUGAUAGAUUCUUCGACGCUCUUGAAGGCCCCGAACUUGAAACUCUCAAGGAGAAGGAGAAGAUAGUUUUGCCUGAGGACAAAACGUGGCCGUUUCUUCUUCGGUUUCCAAUAACGUCGUACGGGAUGUGUCUUGGAGUAAGCAGUCAAGCCAUCAUGUGGAAGACCUUGGCAACCACAGAGGCAGAGAAGUUCUUGCACGUGACACAAGUGGUCAACCACGUGCUCUGGUGGAUCUCUCUCGUCCUCCUCAUCGCCGUCUCCAUCACUUACCUCUUCAAAACCAUCUUCUUCUUCGAGGCGGUCCGCCGCGAGUUCCGGCAUCCGAUCCGAGUCAACUUUUUUUUCGCUCCUCUCAUAUCAGUCCUCUUCUUGGCACUUGGAAUCCCACAUUCCAUCACCUCACAUCUUCCCUCUUUACUUUGGUACUUCCUUAUGGCUCCGAUCUUGUUUCUUGAGAUGAUGAUCUACGGACAGUGGAUGUCCGGUGGACAAAGACGCCUCUCCAAAGUCGCUAACCCUACGAACCACCUUUCCAUCGUCGGUAACUUCGCCGGAGCUCUUCUCGGAGCAACAAUGGGGUUGGAAGAAGGACCAGUGUUCUUCUUUGCCGUCGGAUUGGCUUAUUAUUUGGUUCUAUUUGUGACUCUCUAUCAGAGACUUCCCACGAACGAAACCUUACCUAAAGAGCUUCACCCUGUUUUCUUCCUCUUUGUGGCUGCACCUGCUGUCGCUUCCAUGGCUUGGACCCAGAUCUCUGCUUCUUUUAAUCUCGGUUCGCGCCUCGCUUACUUCAUCUCCUUGUUCUUGUACUUCUCUCUGGUUGUUCGGAUCAACUUGUUCCGCGGAUUCAAAUUCUCGCUAGCUUGGUGGGCUUACACGUUUCCGAUGACGUCAGUGGCCACCGCGACGAUCAGAUACUCAGGGGAAGUCACCGGCGUAGCAACUCAGAUACUGUCGGUCGUGAUGGUGGGGGCAGCAACUCUGACGGUGAUAGGUGUCCUGGUAAUGACGGUAUCGCACGCUUUUGUACAACGUGACCUCUUCCCAAACGACGUCGCCAUUGCAAUAAGUGCAGAGCAACCAAAGCAGAAGAAAUGGUUCAAACAGCUCACAAAUGGAAGUUUCGGAAAUAAUAUGAGAUGUCUCAAGGUUUUGGACCCUGAAGACGAACAAAUAGAUGUAGAAGCCCCUCCUUUAUUAAAUGCACACACGGUGUAAUCAGCCAGAUUAUUUGGCUUUGAGGUAUGAAAAAAAAAAGUAUAAGCAAAUGAUAAUAAAACAGAAAACCAAAAAAAGAAGAAGAGGAUGCUCUCUGACGAUGAUACCGGUUGCAGCUUCGUCAGACUUAAGCAGCUGGGGGAGUUUCACUCUCACAAGUACUAUCUUUCUCAUGUCUUUUACUAGAGUAGAAGAAGACACAAGAUUUAACAAGCCUAGGUUGUCAAGUCUUCUUGUUCAGAGUGAAUCCAGUUGCUUGAUUCUACUGGGAAGACGUGUAAAGAAACUCUCUGAUGACUCUCCAACUCAUGAUCAGAUCGCAUCCUUUCAACUUCCACUCAAAGCCACGUUAUCACUAAAGGUAGACGAAUCCAUUCUCCUCCUCUGUUUCUUCUUAGACUUUCAAGUUGCACCCACUGAGUUUCUUAUAUAUGUGUGGGUAAUUGUAUUGUUGAAUCGUGUAUUGUUUUUUUUGUUGUUGUUGAGAAAACUCAUGUAUUGUUAAGACUUAAGAAUAUUUUGUUAUAGACUAAUAAAUGUGUUACCAUAUAUAUUUG